AUGCCUACAUCGAUUGCUGCAAAUAACACGUAUUGUGUCACCCACCUAUUCGAGCCAUCUUCGGUAACUCAUUAUGAUACUCGUUUCGAUUCGACCACCUACCAUCCCACCCCUUGCCACGCGACUGCGAUCGAAACUCCCUUGAAUAUCGGGCAGUUGGAACCUGGGCAGUCUGUUCUCAUCCACUCGGCAGCUGGUGGUGUCGGCCACGCAGCUAUUCAGCUUUGCCAAAGCAUUGGAGCCAAGAUUUUUGCCACGGUGGGUAAUCAGGCCAAGGUCGAUUAUCUAGUGCAGACCUUUGGCAUUCCGAGGAACCACAUAUUCCACUCUCGGGACGAGUCCUUUGCGGUCGGCCUCCUGCGCGAGACAGGCGGCCACGGCGUCGACAUGGUCCUGAACUCGGUGGCGGGCGAGCUCUUGCACGCUUCUUGGGACUGUGUUGCCGAGUUUGGCAAGAUGAUUGAGCUUGGAAAGAGAGACAUUGGUGAAAAUGGCAAGCUCGGGAUACGGAACUUCUUGGAGAGUAGGUCGUAUAGCGCUGUGGAUCUGACACACCUCGCUCAAAAACGGCCACGACGUGCACAAGCACUCCUUAAGCAGUGUGUGGACUUGUACGAAGCCAACAUGAUUGGGCCCAUACACCCCAUCCAAGCAUUUGAGGCAGGGGCUGUCCAAGAUGCCUUUGGGAUGGUGCAGGACAGCAGCCAUAUCGGCAAGGUGGUUGUGCGCAUGCCAACGGAUAGCUCUGAACUCGUCAGCUCUGCCCGAGCCACAGAGGUCCGUCUCAAGAGCGACGCGUCGUACCUGCUGACUGGUGGCCUCGGCGGGCUGGGCAAAGCGAUCUCGACAUGGCUCGUGGAGCGGGGAGCAAGGUCCUUGGUGUUCCUGUCCCGUAGCGCAGGCCAGAAAGCGGAGGAUGCGGCCUUUAUUCGGGAGCUGGAGGCAUGUGGUUGCUCUGUGGUCACGGUGGCCGGCCAUGUCGAGAGGAUCAUCCACCUGGCCAUGGUUCUCCGUGACUCGGCCAUGGCGACCAUGGGGCAUGGCGACUGGGUGGUAGCGAACAGCCCCAAGGUAACGGGUGCGUGGAACUUGCACGAGGCGCUUCAAGAGGAAGACGCCGACUUUUUUGCUAUGGCUUCAUCGCUGGUGACGGUGGUGGAGCAGCCCGGGCAGGGAAACUACAGCGCGGCCAACACCUUUCUCGAGGCCUUUGCCCAGUACCGGCGCAUGCUGUCGCUGCCGGCUUCGGUGCUCAACAUCUGCCCCAUUAACGGCAUCGGGUUUGUGGCCGAGAAUGCGUUCGCGCGCAAGAACAUGAAGGCACAGGGGCUCUGGUUCGUGGGCGAGGCGGAGCUGCUUGACUUUUUGGAGCUAGCCAUCAGGCUGUCCCCGUCAACCUCUGGCUGUUCGGCCUGUGGCUGGACAAGCACCGGUCAGCUCGUCAUGGGACUGCGCGGGGAGGGCAAUCUGAACUCGACCGACUCGAGGACCAACUGGCGACGCGACCGACGCAUGGGCUUCUACCACAACGUGCGAGAGGAGAGUACCACCAAAUCAUCUUCUUCGUCAUCGGCCGAGCUGGUCGCCUUCCUCAAGGCGGCGGCUGACAAUGUCGACGUGCUGGACGAACCCGGCAGCUCGGCGUACCUGGCGCGCGAGGUUGGGCGCAAGACGUUCAGCCUGAUGCUCAAGACGGAGGAGGACCUGGACCUGACCCUCACGCUGCAUCAGAUUGGGUUGGAUUUGCUGAUGGCCAUCGAGUUGCGUCGCUGGUUGAAGCAAGCAUUUGGCUUGGACAUGAGUGUGCUGGAGAUUAUGGCCCAGGGCACGCUCGAGGCUUUUGGAUCCGUCAUUGCAAAGGCGCUGAAGGAGAGGUUUAGAGGUGCCUAA
Messenger RNA from Neurospora tetraspora, 1890 nucleotides. RefSeq lists its product as uncharacterized. The coding region runs from base 1 to 1890 and encodes 629 amino acids. Lineage: Eukaryota; Fungi; Ascomycota; Sordariomycetes; Sordariales; Sordariaceae. The record is from RefSeq and is a predicted model, not a curated record. The transcript has 4 exons. Gene Ontology annotation, biological process: fatty acid biosynthetic process; secondary metabolite biosynthetic process. Gene Ontology annotation, molecular function: oxidoreductase activity; phosphopantetheine binding; fatty acid synthase activity.